CAGGGACACCAACCACAACAACAGGAGCUCCAACCUCAACCAUAGCUGCUGCAACCUCAACAGUUUCUCCAACCACAACCACAGUAGCUCUGUCCACAACAACAGCUGCUCCAACCACAACCACAGUAGCUCUGACAACAACCACAGCAGCUCCAACCACAACAUCAGAGACUCCAACAACAGCUGCCCCAAUCACCACCAUAACUGCUACAUCCACAUCCACAUCCGUUGCGCCAACAAUAACAAGCUCUACUCCAAGCAUCCCAAUUACAGCUGGCUCAACCAUAACUACAAAUCUGCAACCCACAGCAGCUCCACCCACAACUACGAUUGCCCAAUCCACUAGAAUUAUUGCAACAGCCACUACCAAAACUUCUCCAGCUACAUCCAUAUCAACUUCAUCCACAUCCUCGAUUUUUCCUUCAACAAUAUCACCUUCAUCAGUAAUAACAGCUGCUACAGUUACAAGUCAAACUUCUGUUACAGAGACCACAGUGUCUCCUAACACAUUCACAGCUGCCCCAAAUAUAGCCACAAAUGCCCCGAUCAGAACCACAAAUGUUUCAACCAACACUUCUGCUGCUCCAGCAGCAACUACACCUGCUCUAAUUACUUCCACAGUUCUUCCUUUAACAGCCACACCUUCCCUGACCGCAACAAUUCCAUCAAACACGACAGUUUCAUCUCCCACCACAGCUCCUUCGACACUAUCAGCUAAGCCAACCUUAAUGUCAUCUACUCAUAACCAAACCACAGCUUAUCAAACAAUUCCGGCUACUAAUGCAACUACUACAAAUGGACCUCCUGCUCCAGUUUUUUAUGUUGGAGUGGUUGUUUACGAACCAUUUGAUGAAGAUCUCAAAGAUAAUAACACCCAAAAAUUUAAGGAUCUCGCAAAGAGGAUUGUUGCAGUAUAUGACAUGCUCUACAGAAAAGCUUUUGGAGCCCUCUUCGUCCGUAGUUAUGUCAUUUCAUUUAGAGUUUCUGUAACAUCCCGAAUUCGAAUGAAUGUCACAGAAGUAGAAGUUGGGGUGGAGUUUAACCAAACCACGCCACUUGUGGAACUCCCAAGGAACGAAGAAGUACAAAAAACGUUAUCAGAUGCUAUAGAUACGUCUAAUAACAACACUAUCAUGGAUGUUCCAUUUUCACCUGGUUCUGUCCAAAUAAUACGCACACCUUUGCCAACCACACCGCCCACUACAAAUUCUACAGAUACUACCAUCUCUCCAAACUCAACUGCAACUACUGCAGUUAAUCCAACAACCAACACCACAACUCCAUCUACUGCAGUUAAUCCAACAACCAACAGCACAACUCCAUCUACUACAGUUAAACCAACAACCAACACCACAACUCCAUCUACUACAGUUAAACCAACAACCAAAACAACUCCAACUGUGGAGGCAACAGUCACAAGGAAAGUGACUUUUAGGUCUCUGGGCGAGACCUUCACCACUGAUUUGCUGAACCCAUCAUCUGCCGCAUUUAAAAAUCGAGCUGCACUUUUAAAGUCAAAUCUUGAACCUCUCUUCCAGCGAACGUUUUCUACUUUACGCGACUUCACUGUAACUUCAUUCAGCAACGGAUCAAUUAUCAACAACAUGGACCUUAAAUUUUCAGCAGCGUUUGUACCUAGCAACAUUCAAAUUUCAGAGGUUUUGCUGAAAGCAGCUUUGAUCGUCACAGACUUCAACAUCGAAACUGCUUCUAUUCUUGUGGAUGACAUACAGGUAUCAAGUGGAGUAAGCCACAACAUCAGCCUCAUCACUGCACUCAGCUUGGUCUUGUUGUCAUGGCUUCUUUCAAACCAGCAAUAACGUCUCUGCUGGUUUCCAGAGGAAGAUGUGCUGGAAAAUGUCAAUUCUUACUGGUGUGAAGAAGGACAUUCUAAAAAUUUACUCAUGACACUUUAAAACUUUAAAAGCAUUUAUUGAAACUUGAUACUGUAUUACAGUGAAUAUGUUUAUUUGAAUUGUCAGGCUCUUUAAGUUUGUUCAUAUCAGUUCUUUCUUAUUUAUUUAUGUAAAUUUAAUUAUUAUGGUAAAGUAAUAUAAUUUAUAAUCUGUGAAAGGUAACAUGAAGGUAAUUAAGGAUUAUUUAGGUCAGAGACUGUUUAUGUAAUCCUUAAGAUUUCUCUCUCAAUGAAUAUUGUAAGACUGUCUGAUCAAUGUCCUGUAUGAUUGUCUAGUUUUUCUUUUUCUUUUACUUGUAUUUAUCACAAAAAUAUUCUGUAUUCAGUAUUCUGAAAGUAUUUUGCUUAUUUUUUCCUGUAUAGAUAUCAAUAUAAUAAAUAUAAAUUAUAAGAUACA
Molecule: messenger RNA, 2312 nt
Organism: Xiphophorus maculatus (southern platyfish)
Lineage: Eukaryota; Metazoa; Chordata; Actinopteri; Cyprinodontiformes; Poeciliidae
Exons: 7
Coding region: 729-1820 (363 amino acids)
Source: RefSeq, a predicted model, not a curated record